AACACUCUGAAUUUACGAACGCCCAGAGCACACUCUUGAGUGCAUUCUAGCACUCCAGAUUGAAUUUACGAACACACCCUGAAUGGUUAGACAGUAAACGGUUUCCGUUGCAAGUCAUAAUGAAUACACUCCUUGAUCCGUUGUCUUACAACUGAGCAAGUUUGCCCAUUUUGGGAGAAACCAUUUUCCAAGUCGGCACAACAGUAGGUCUGUAUUGCCCUGUUCAGUGCAUUCUGCAUUACACACAUUCUAUCAGGAGACUGAAUUCUCCUAAUGGCUAAUUUAAUCCUAUAGCUACUAUACUGUUUACUUAGUUGGAACUGAUAAAUGUCUUGUAUGUGUUAUUAUUUAUCUGUUUGUGUUGACAUGGUUACCAUCAACCACACUAUAUGAUACACAAAUCAUUUUAGCCUUGAAUGUGCUUAGGUGCCUAAUACAAAGCUUCCCCCUUAUGAGUAGCUAGACAACAGGCAGAGUAAUGUCUGAUUUAGCUAGAGACAAGGCAGCUCGUCUUCUGAAGAAGAGAGGUAGUGUGUCAUCCCUUGGCAGCCAUGAUGUCAGAGCCAAGGAAACAGGGGGCAAGAUCAAGGAUUCUAUAAGCACCGUAUCCUAUAUCGAUGAGCCUGGUCACCAUGACGAUAACCCUCGACCCGCAGUACAGAUGGAGAACACCUUCCAAUUGGCACCACAUAGACGCUUCCCUGUUCUCACGGUCAAUGACAUCCUGAAGGAUGUGCUCGACAGUUACCUGCAAGAAGAGAAGUAUGAAGCUGAGCUCUGUCGGCAGAUGACAAAGACCAUAUCUGAGGUGAUCAAAGCCAGGGUGAAGGAUCUGAUGAUUCCCCGUUAUAAGAUCAUUGUUCUGAUCAGCAUCGGACAGCUCAGUGACCAGAACAUGCGCAUCGGGAGCCGCUGCCUGUGGGACUCCUCCAACGAUACCUUCUCCUCACACUCCUUCAAGAACAGCUCUCUCUUCGCCGUGGCCAACAUCUACGCUGUUUACUUUGAGUGAGUCAUCACCCAUGGUCACAGAUGACUGUCUUAGACUGUGGGUACUCAAGUCCUAUAUAGUCUCAUGUAGUCUGUCAUAAGGGCUACAUAACAGUGUUAUAAGCAUGACAUAAUAGAUUAGAUUUGUUUGAAAAUCACGACUGUUGGUGUCUGUUUAUGACAACUGUGAUGACUCAAAUAAUGUUUCGAUCAGCUAAGUGGGCAAGCUUAAAGCUAGCCAACUGGCUUGUGUCGUGACAGUGUUAAGUCGAUUGCCAUAAAGUGACACCGACUGUAAUGUCAUUGUCACAACUGUCUUAUGUAAUCCCUAUGACUAAGCUUUCAAGUAAAGUGUACCAAAUGACCUAUGUUCUAUUUCUGUAUUCGUACCAUACCAUGGGUAUUCUAAAUGGUCUAUCGUGUGUAUGAUGUUCAUUUGCAUGUCAUGGAGAAUGGUUGUGUGGAACCAUUAAAUGGGAAACUUUAAAUGAAGGUCAUGCCUAGAGCAUUGUGGUUUUAUCAAACAGACUGUAAGUAUCAAGGAAGUAUCGGAGGCAAUAACAAUAUAGUCUCAGGAAAAAGGAAAUAAGUUCAUACCAUAGUCUGAAUAUCUUUCUGGAAAUGAUUCAUUUUGGUUACAUAUGUUCUUGUCUGUGUAAUAAUGUACAAAUACUGUAUAAUACAGCAUUUCUUGAUCCUUUAAAUCUCAAAUAGCUUUUGCAAUCACUGUGGCACAUAGUCACACACUGUCUUGACUUCUGGCAUAUUUUGAAUAUUGUUCUCAAAUUUGUAGAGCAUGUUUUAUAUUUUUAAGAAACUUAAGACUUAAAAGAAAUUGUCUAAGUUUCAUCCUGAGAGGCAAAGUCUGUUCAAUUUUCAUAUAGACCUCAUUCAGUGGAAGUGUUAUUGAACUGAUGACUUGGGUUUCAGUGUCAUAACUUGUUGAAAUAAUUUGCUGGUCUUGUCAUAACUUUCUGAAUAGAUUAUUGAUUUUGUACAGUUGUCCAGUCAAAAUGUCUACUCGCUGAAUGUAACCCAUUUGCUUUGGUUCGCUAAAAUGGCCCUUUGUACAACAUGUAUUGCCUCUUGUUGAAUGAAUAAAAGUCAGAUCAACCAUAAUAAAGACAUCGGAAGAGAUAUCACAA
This is a messenger RNA of Oncorhynchus gorbuscha (pink salmon), 2135 nucleotides long. RefSeq names its product dynein light chain Tctex-type family member 5 (gene dynlt5). The transcript is spliced from 4 exons. Gene Ontology annotation, biological process: microtubule-based movement. Bases 479 to 1012 code for a protein of 177 amino acids. NCBI's taxonomy places the organism in Eukaryota, Metazoa, Chordata, Actinopteri, Salmoniformes, Salmonidae. Gene Ontology annotation, molecular function: dynein intermediate chain binding. Gene Ontology annotation, cellular component: cytoplasm; cytoplasmic dynein complex. The record is from RefSeq and is a predicted model, not a curated record.